UCGCUCUCCAAGUCGCUUUUUCAAUUUCUCAAUCUCUGUCUCUCUCUUUCUGACCCAAUUUCUUAAGCCAUGGCUAAACCUUCCCUUGUUCUUCUUCUUCUAGUAAUUUCCAUUCUCUACAUUUCCAGCACGGCCAAAUCCACAGCCACAACAACGAACUUCAUAAAAAACUCUUGCAGCGCAACCACAUAUCCCGAUGUCUGCGUUAAAUAUCUGUCUUCGUACGCCUCGGCAAUCCAACAGAGCCCUAAACAAUUGGCCCUCACAGCCUUGUCCGUGAGCGUGGACAAGGCACGAGCCACCAAGACGUUUGUGGUAAAGUUUGGGAAAAUGAAAGGGCUCAAAUCCAGGGAAUACAAAGCCAUCAGAGAUUGCGUGGAUGAGAUGGGUGAUAGCGUCGACCGCCUCAGCCAAUCCGUUCAGGAGCUCAAGAAAUUGGGCAGCAAAUCUAAGCGCGGGGACUUUUUGUGGCACAUGAGCAAUGUGCAAACCUGGGUUAGUGCUGCUUUAACUGAUGAGAAUACUUGCCUUGAUGGGUUCGCUGGGAAGGUCUUGGAUGGUAAAGUUAAAGCCUCUAUAAGACAAUUGGUUGUGAAUGUUGCUCAGGUUACAAGUAAUGCUCUCGCUUUGUGCAACAAAUUGGCCGCAAAGUAGUGAGUUAAACAAGGUUUUUGGAUCUUUGUUUUUGUUUUUGUGUGGUUUUGAAUUUAUACAUUUAGUUAGUGUUUCUCUCUUUUUCUCUGCCUCUGUGUCUGUCUCUCUCUCUCUAUACAUAUAAAUAUGUUUGUAAGGAAGAGAAAACUAAAUCCUGUUUGGUGUUGAAAUGCCUCUCUAUGAAAAAAGUUUGAAUUUUGCGA
Ziziphus jujuba (common jujube) is the source of this 857-nucleotide messenger RNA. Its product is annotated as 21 kDa protein. Gene Ontology annotation, molecular function: enzyme inhibitor activity. The transcript has a single exon. The record is from RefSeq and is a predicted model, not a curated record. NCBI's taxonomy places the organism in Eukaryota, Viridiplantae, Streptophyta, Magnoliopsida, Rosales, Rhamnaceae. Bases 70 to 654 code for a protein of 194 amino acids. Gene Ontology annotation, biological process: negative regulation of catalytic activity.